Lactuca sativa (garden lettuce) is the source of this 609-nucleotide messenger RNA. Lineage: Eukaryota; Viridiplantae; Streptophyta; Magnoliopsida; Asterales; Asteraceae. The record is from RefSeq and is a predicted model, not a curated record.
AUAACUCUUGAACAGAACUAUGAAAUGGAAUGGCCUUUGGCACCCAGGGCUCUAAGAGUAUAUUCUCCAUAUUGGUUGACGAUUGCUAGAUGUCCGCCACUUACAUUUAGGCUUGUAGAUAUGUCUGCAAAAAAAGCAAAACGAAACCCUUUCAAGUCAAAAAGGACUAAUGAAGUAAUCUUAGAGGAGAUCACUGAGGAGGAAUUUCACGAAGGCUAUACCGUUGCUUCAACUCUCAACUUCAAACUGUUGGGUCUGUCUGCUUCCAUUAGCGACAAUGGGAAUGAUCAUUUUGGGGAUGUUACAGAUCUCUCUCCACUUGCUGACAUGGAUGGUUCGUUGGGUGUCUCUGCUUAUGAUGCUGACAAGAACUGCAUGCGCCUCUUCGUAUCAUCAAAAUCAACCCCUUAUGAAUCUGUUCCAACAAAGGUUGGUUACCAGUGGCUUUUUUGAAAGUUUAGUUGGUUUGUAUUUUUGUCCACAACUUAAAAUUUUCCAUUGUCAACUUUAGGUUAUGGAGUGGAUUGCUGAGUUAUUUGAAGGUGUUGGGCUUCCAUAUUGUUGGUUAUGGGUGCACCACUUGUAUCGGCAAUUCUGGUGACCUGGACA